UUUAAUUUGUUAUAUUAAGUGCUAAAAUAUUAAGUUUGAGUGUUUCUCAAACUUUAGUGACGCUUUUUAUUGUUGAAAACUUUUUAAAAUUGAUUUCGAAAUGACAAAUAUGAAACAGACUGUGAUUAGUAAUCCGUCAUGGUGGCGAAGAAGAACCGGCCUGGAGCGCGUGCUGACGCUAACGACAGCUUGCGGCGUGUUGGCGGUACUAGCCCUGGUCACGUCGCUAUGCGUCAUCCUGCUAGAUGGAAAGACAAGACACGCACCUGCUGGUGAGCCAAUGCCAAUGGCAGCGGCGUCCGUCGGCGACGGAUUCCCUCCAGAAGGAAAUUUAAAGGAAAAAACUUUAUGCUCCACCAAAACCAAGUACGAUGAAACUCCAGAUGUUUGCAUGACACCUGGUUGUAUCAAAGCAGCAAAUCGUAUUAUCCAAGCCAUGGACAGAAACAUCGAACCGUGCGACGACUUCUACAGAUUCGCUUGCGGUUCAUUUUUGAAAGACACUGUUAUACCAGACGACAAGGUAUCGGUGAAUACAUUCUCAGUAAUCGGUGACAAGUUGCAGUUGCAACUUAGAGGUAUCGUGGAGUCUCCUAUUGACAGAGAAAACGAACCGGAGCCAUUUACGGUUGCCAAAGAUUUGUACAAAAGCUGCAUGAAUAAAUCUCUAAUCGAGAAAAGAGGUUACACUCCACUUUUGGAGGCUCACAAACGUCUGGGAGGUUGGCCAGUUUUGGAUGGCCCUUCUUGGGACGAAUCCAAAUGGUCCUGGGAUAAAAGUGUGAAGCAGUUCAGACAGAAUGGAUAUUCCAUGGAUUACUUUAUUGAUUUUUCGAUUUCCACGGAUUUUAAAAAUUCUACCAAAAGAGUUAUAGAUUUAGACCAAGCGAUCCUAGGAUUGAGUCGUGAAUAUUUGGUAAAAGGAUUUUCGGAUCGCAUCGUGAUAGCCUACUAUGAAUAUAUGACGGAUUUAGCAGUCAUGCUGGGAGCUCCCAGAGACAGGGCCGAAAAGGAGUUGAAGGAGUCUCUGCAGUUCGAAAUGAAUCUUGCCAAUAUUUCUCUGCCGACCGAAAAGAGGCGCAACGCAACAGUCCUGUACAAUCCUCACACAAUCGCCGAAUUGCAAGAGAAGUUUCCUCUGGUGCAAUGGUUGGACUACAUCAAUGUCCUUUUACCGGAAGGCCUAAAAGUCACAGAAAAUGAAGUCGUCGUUGUCAAUGUGCCAAGUUAUCUUACCAAACUCGAGAAAUUGUUGAAGGAAACACCAAAGAGGGUCCAGGCCAAUUAUGCACUUUGGAGAGUGACUGCCUUUAGCAUAUUCUUUUUGACCGACGACCUUCGUAAGAGACAAUUACAAUAUGCAACAGCCCUUAGUGGUAGAACCGAACAGGAAUCCAGAUGGAAGGAGUGUGUCGAUCUGACUAGCGGAAGUCUCCCAAUUGCCAUAGGAUCCCUAUACGUACGUCGUCAUUUCAAUGAAGAAGCCAAACGCAAUGCUUUGGAAAUGGUGUCAGGAAUUCGAGAGCAAUUUGCAAAUAUUUUGAAAACUGUUGACUGGAUGGACGAAGACACCAGAGCCAGUGCUCUCGAAAAGGCCAAUUCCAUGACUGCACACAUUGCUUAUCCUGAUGAAAUCCUGGAUAACAAUAAACUUGUCGAAUAUUAUAAAGGGUUGAAAGUCAACCCGGAUCAAUACAUGGAGUCAGUUUUGGGCAUGAACGUUUUCAUGACAGACUUUGCUUUUAACAAACUAAGAAAACCGGUGAACAAAACUGCUUGGGAAACCCAUGCAAGACCAGCAAUUGUAAACGCUUUCUAUUCAGCCAUCGAAAACAGCAUACAAUUCCCUGCUGGUAUUCUCCAAGAAGCGUUCUUCGACGCAGACAGGCCACGUUACAUGAAUUAUGGUGCAAUUGGUUUUGUAAUUGGACACGAGAUCACCCAUGGAUUUGAUGACCAGGGACGUCAAUUCGAUUUGAGGGGCAAUCUGGUGGACUGGUGGGCUGCACCGACAAAACAACAGUAUUUGGAGAAGGCCAGGUGCAUAAUUGAGCAGUAUGGAAAUUAUACUGAGAGGGAAGUUGGACUGAAGUUGAAUGGUAUAAAUACCCAAGGCGAGAAUAUAGCAGACAAUGGUGGCAUCAAGGAGGCCUAUUUGGCUUAUGAAAAAUCAAAGUCUCAUACUGCAGAGCCCCGUUUGCCAGGUUUGACUGAAUACACACCGAGACAGAUGUUCUGGCUUUCGGCUGCUAAUACAUGGUGCAGUAAAUACAGACCAGAAACAAUGAAAAUGCGCAUAACAACAGGAGCUCACUCUCCAGGCGAAUUUAGAGUCUUAGGACCUAUGAGCAACAUGGAAGACUUUGCAAGAGACUUCAGGUGCCCCCUUGGCACCGUAAUGAAUCCUGCACACAAAUGUAAGGUGUGGUAAUGAAGGAUUUAUCUGUUGGAAGUUAUAUAUAUACAUGACAUUUGGAGUUAAAGGUAAUGAUGAUCAGAGUUUGUAAAAUUAGAUUGUUCGAAGAACUGAUUGUUGCCAAAACUAGUUUCAGAAAGGCUUUAGGAGUGUUUAAAUCUAGAAU
This is a messenger RNA of Ctenocephalides felis (cat flea), 2582 nucleotides long. Its product is annotated as neprilysin-2-like. Gene Ontology annotation, molecular function: metalloendopeptidase activity. Gene Ontology annotation, biological process: protein processing. Lineage: Eukaryota; Metazoa; Arthropoda; Insecta; Siphonaptera; Pulicidae. The record is from RefSeq and is a predicted model, not a curated record. Gene Ontology annotation, cellular component: plasma membrane.